Messenger RNA from Zalophus californianus (California sea lion), 7210 nucleotides. It is a transcript of the gene FBXL18, whose product is annotated as F-box and leucine rich repeat protein 18. Gene Ontology annotation, cellular component: SCF ubiquitin ligase complex. Gene Ontology annotation, biological process: SCF-dependent proteasomal ubiquitin-dependent protein catabolic process. The record is from RefSeq and is a predicted model, not a curated record. The transcript is spliced from 5 exons. The coding region runs from base 121 to 2274 and encodes 717 amino acids. Gene Ontology annotation, molecular function: protein binding. NCBI's taxonomy places the organism in Eukaryota, Metazoa, Chordata, Mammalia, Carnivora, Otariidae.
CCCGCCCCCUACCGGGGUGUCUGUGAAGCCGCGGACACGCCGGCUUUGAGCAUCCCUGGCGGGCCAGGGGGAGGCCCUGGGGCUGCGGCUCCCGCGGCCGCGGCCCCGCCCGCCUUCGGCAUGGCCAGCUCCGGAGAGGACACAUCCAACGAUGACGACAUGCCCCCUGCAGCAGCCGCCAUGGCGGUGGGCGCCCACCUUCUCGGCUUCUCGGAUGAGAUCCUGCUGCACAUCCUGAGCCACGUCCCCAGCACAGACCUGGUUCUGAACGUCCGGCGCACCUGCCGGAAGCUCGCGGUGCUCUGCCUGGAUAAGAGCCUCACCCACACCGUGCUGCUGCAGAAGGACUAUGAGGCAAGCGAGGACAAGGUGAAGCAGCUGGUGAAGGAGAUCGGCCGGGAGAUCCAGCAGCUCAACAUGGCCGGCUGCUACUGGCUGUCGGGUGCCACUAUUGAGCACGUGGCCCGCUGCCGCAGCCUGGUCAAGGUGAACCUCUCGGGCUGCCACCUGACCUCCCUGCGCCUCUCCAAGAUGCUUUCGGCCCUGCAGCACCUGCGCUCCUUGGCCAUCGACGUGAGCCCCGGCUUCGAUGCCGGCCAGCUGAGCGGCGAGUGCAAGGCCACGCUGAGCCGCGUGCGGGAGCUCAAGCAGACGCUGUACACGCCCUCCUACGGUGUGGUGCCCUGCUGCACCAGCCUGGAGAAGCUGCUGCUCUACUUCGAGAUCCUCGACCGCACACGCGAGGGCGCCAUCCUCUCGGGCCAGCUGAUGGUGGGCCAGAGCAACGUGCCCCACUACCAGAACCUGCGGGUCUUCUACGCGCGCCUGGCCCCAGGCUACAUCAAUCAGGAGGUGGUGCGGCUCUACCUGGCUGUGCUCAGCGACCGCACGCCCGAGAACCUCCACGCCUUCCUCAUCUCUGUGCCUGGCAGCUUCGCCGAGAGCGGGGCCACCAAGAACCUCCUGGACUCCAUGGCCCGCAACGUCGCGCUGGACGCCCUGCAGCUGCCCAAGUCCUGGCUCAACGGCUCGUCCCUGCUCCAGCACAUGAAGUUCAACAACCCGUUCUACUUCAGCUUCAGCCGCUGCACGCUGUCCGGAGGCCACCUGAUCCAGCGGGUCAUCAACGGCGGGAAGGAGCUCUGCAGCCUGGCGAGCCUGAACCUCAGCGGUUGUGUCCACUGCUUGUCCCCGGACUCCCUGCUCCGCAAGGCGGAGGACGAUAUCGACAGCGGCAUCCUGGAGACGCUGGUGGCGUCCUGCUGCAACCUGCGCCACCUCAACCUCUCGGCCGCCCACCACCACAGCUCCGAGGGCCCGGGCCGCCACCUCUGCCAGCUGCUGGCCCGGCUGCGCCACCUGCGCUCCCUGUCCCUGCCCGUCUGCUCCGUGGCCGACUCGGCACCGCGGGCCGACCGCGCGCCCGCCCAGCCCGCCAUGCACGCCGUGCCCCGCGGCUUCGGCAAGAAGGUGCGCAUCGGCGUGCAGUCCUGCCCCAGCCCCUUCUCGGGGCAGGCGGGCCCUCAGCCUUCCUCCGUGUUCUGGUCUCUGCUCAAGAACGUGCCCUUUCUGGAGCGCCUCGAGCUGAUCGGGUCCAACUUCUCCUCCGCCAUGCCGCGCAACGAACCCGCCAUCCGCAACUCCCUCCCGCCCUGCAGCCGCGCGCAGAACGUCGGGGACUCGGAGGUGGCCGCCAUCGGGCAGCUGGCGUUCCUGAGGCACCUGACUCUGGCCCAGCUGCCCAGCAUCCUGACGGGCUCCGGGCUGGUCAGCAUCGGCCUGCAGUGCCAGCAGCUGCAGUCCCUCUCGCUGGCCAACCUGGGCAUGAUGGGGAAGGUGGUCUACAUGUCUGCCCUCUCGGACAUGCUGAAGCACUGCAAGCGGCUGAAGGACCUCAGGUUGGAGCAGCCCUACUUCAGCGCCAACGCCCAGUUCUUCCAGGCGCUGAGCCAGUGCUCCGCCCUGCAGCGCCUCUGCCUGGUGUCGCGCAGCGGCACGCUCCAGCCCGAGGCCGUGCUGGCCUUCAUGGCGCGCUGCCUGCAUGUCGUUGUGUGCCACAUGUUCACCGGGGAGUCCCUGGCCACCUGCAAGAGCCUGCAGCAGUCCCUGCUCCGAAGUUUCCAGGCCGAGCGGCCCGCGCUGAAUGUCGUCAUCUUCCCUCUGCUCCACGAGGGCCUGACCAAUGUCAUCCGGGACGUCCCCAUGGUGCACCUGGAUGAGAUCACCUUAUUUAAAAGCAGAGUGGCUGAGGAGCCACCGAACCUGUGGUGGUGACAGGGACAGCUAGCGCCGGGCGAAGCUGCUUCCGGCGGCCGAGCCUCCUGCCAGCCACUGUCGCCUCUGUCAGUCUCCUGGGCCUGGAAGCACGACUGCCCUGAGGGGCGUGUGGCCCGGCUGCUGCUGCUCACGCCUGCCCCUGCCGGACACCGGGGCCCCUUGGGUCCCAAGAGGAAGGACUCCCCCUCUGCCCGGCCAUCCCGCGCCCCUGUCGUCUCCCAGGGCCCCCCGAAGCUUCCUCUUGCUUGCUCUUGGCGCUCGGUGAAACGCGAGUCCCAUCCGCGGGGAGGAUGAGAAGGAAGAGCCGGCUGUCCCUGCAGGGCCUGGCGUGGGUACUCCUGAGCUGAGACUCUCGUCCGUCACGGAGCGCUGACUCUCCGGGGGCCCUGACCAGGUCCCCAGAGCAGCACGGGGCCCCAGUGCUGCCCCCCCCGCCCGCCACCGCCUCUUCCACCCUCCAGUGUGUCUCAUGUGUUUCUGGCCACCUGCCGUCAGGCUCUGCAGAGGGGUGGCCUCAGGCCCGGGGCUGGGGGUGACCGUGUGUGUGGGGACGGACACGCUCACGUGGUGGCACGAUGGCACGGCUUCCCUCGGGCCAGCUGGGAGCACAGCGUGGAGGGGAGCUCCAGAUUUGGGGGCUCUCCUUCCCAGUAACACAUGUUUUAACUCGAUUAUGUCUCCAGCGUGUUUCCAGCCAGAUGGCGUCAGACAGGUUUGGGGCCGCUGGCUGGGCCGGGACCCCGUGGGGCUGGGACUGCGGGGCAAGGCCUGGGGCAAGCCCGCUGUACAGCCAGCACGGCCCUCGGCUUUAGGACCUCUUCUCCGUGAAGAUCUGUGUUUCUGGGGAAAUACAUACCUGGCUUCAUUCAAGAAACUUGAAAUAUUAAAACUUAGAAAGGACAUUUAAGGCCAGAGUAGUGAUCAAACUACCCCGUUUCGUAUAGCUUUAUUUAGCACUUUAAAAAAUUCAGUGCAGCUAUUCCAAAAAUGGGGAGUGACCUCCCAGUGUCCAGGGCCACCCUUCCUGUGCUGAGCCUGCUGCCUUCUCGACCGCAAGACUCCCCAGAGCCGGUGGCCCCCCGGCCGGUGGCUUCCAAGGGGCUGCGAUCGGGUUCCCUCCAACCCGGGUCCAGCCCUGACCGCUCUCAGUGAUGCUCCUGGAGGCUUGCCAGGGGUCCUGGGCACCGUUGGACGGCUUCCAGGCGGGGGCACGUCGGUCCUGCAGAGGCUGCCUCCCCGGGCCUCCCUCUCCCUCUGGGUUGGGGGUGCAGAGCCCACCAGGCCCUGCUCACGCUGCUGGUGCCCAUCUGCUCUGGGCCCCCAGCCUGGCCAUCUUCCCACUUUGUGUCUGUGGAGACAGUCCCCCUCUCCCCAUUCCGUGUAGCAUGUCCUGCAGCUUACCUACUAAAAGAGCGGGUCCAUGACCCUGGGGCUUUUCAUUUGCCUUUCCGUCCCUGGGUUCUUGAGGGACGGACAGUUCUGCAGCCCCCACCCCCGCGGGGCUGAAGGGGUCCAGGAGGCCAGACAGCACAGCUGCAGGAAUCGAGCAGUCCCGGGGUCAGGGCCCCGGGAGGAACAGUCUGCCCAUCCCAGGGGCUCUGCUCUGCCCUCCGCCCUCCUGUCUGCGUGGACGGGGGGAUGCACGGGUGCCGUGGGGUGAGUCUCCUCCCUCCUCGCCCUGGUUUUCAUGCCCUCUCCCUGCCCUGGGCUGAGGCUGGCACUUCUUUGCAGCCCGGCCAGAGGGACUGGUCUGCAGGCUGCCCGUAGGCGAAUGCCUACAGCCUUCACCUUAGAGGUCCUGAUGUGGUCUGAGAGCCCUGCCUGGCUUCACAGGCUGAGGGACAGACUGCCCUGGGCCCCGGAGAGACAGGGCUGAGGUCCCGAUAGGGCCCCAUGGCUGUAGAUGAGGGUCUGAGAGUUGGUGGGUGCACUUCCCCUCCCCAAUUUUGGGGGAUUUCAGGUGGUGCCCAGAGACCACCCCCCUCCAGGCAAAGGUGGUCGAGGAAGGGGGUGGUAAUGGGAACUGACCACUUCUUCUCCUCAAAGCAAGCGUGUGGCUGGUCGCAGCCUGACUGGCAUGGGGGUGUUCCCCAGUGGGGAGGUGCCCAGGGCUCUGGGUGGCUCUGGGUGCCCUUCUCUCCUCCAGAGCAGCCCGGGCUCAGGCUGGAGAAUGAGCUUUCCACUAGGCUGCAGUUGUGUGUUCACGCCCUCGCCUGGGUGGCCUCUUCUCACGAGCAAGCAGUUUUAACCAGCAGCAGCAUUUAUGCCAACAAACAGAGCCCGGAGGGGCCGUUCACCCCGAGGCUGGGUGCGUGAGCUGUCGUGGAGAGCCGCCCCCACACAGUAGACUGUGCGCUCUCAGCGUCCCCGUAACCAUCCUGCUACCAGAGCAAGAACUUCCGCCGCUUCUGCCCUCGGGACGGGACUCACCAGAUGUUAAUAGUGUGCUUAUUCUCGCUAAGUGCUAUUUUGGCAGCGGUGUUAAUUGCAAUUUAUAUUCUGCAGCAUUUUAUGCUGGGAAAAGAACCCACCCUAAUGGUCCCCAAUUGGCAGAACUGGGCUGUUAAGUGCGGACCAUAUGCUGCCUGCCGAGAGGGGGCCUGGUCAGCACUGCUGGCUGUGCGUGUGUGCGCGUGCGCACAUCUGUGUGCACACACACGAGUGUAGUCUGUGUACACGUGCGUGGUGUGCGUGUGUGUGCACAUGUGCAUGCGAGCACGUUUCUGCAUGUGAUCACGUGUGUGCGUGUGAUCGUGCGUGCGUGCGUGCAUGCAUGUACAUCUGCGUGCACGCACAUGUGAGUAGUCUGUGUACACGUGCAUAGUGUGUGUGCGUGCACAUGUGCAUGCGAGCACGUUUCUGCAUGUGAUCGUGUGUGCGUGUGCGUGUGCACGUGCGUGUACAUCUGCGUGCACACACAUGUGAGUACUGUCUGUACACGUGCAUGGUGUGCGUGUGUGCGUGCACAUGUGCAUGCGAGCAUGUUUCUGCAUGUGAUCACGUGCUUGUGCGUUUCUGUGUGUGAUCGCGUGUGUGCGUGUGCGUGUAUGAGAGAGAGGAGAGACGGGGAGGUGGGAAUACCGAGGAGAGAGGGGAGGAGAGAUCAGGGCAUUUAUCCCUUUGUUAAAAUAGAAGCCCCCUGCCCUCCUCCCGCCUGUGCCCACCUCGCCCCUAGACCUUGUGGCUCACUCCCCCCACCCCACCCCCGGGUGACCAGGCAUGCCUGCCCCCGGGGCUCUGACUUGGGUGCCACACAACCUGGCCGGAGGGUCUGAAGGUGCUCCCCGGGGGAGGCAUCUGGAGCCUGAGAGGAGCAGAGGCCUGCAGCCUCCUUCCCUGUCGGUGGCUUUUCAUUCUCACGCGCAAGUAUCUUUAGUUCCCAGCCCAAGGAGGCUGGAUUAGGGACACUUCACUCUGUCAUACAUCCCGGGGGGCGGAUCUUCUCCCUGCCUGUCAGCUGUCCUCUUGAGGACCCAAGGAUUCAUGGGUCUGGGCCCCCGUGUCCAACACCAGGCUGGAGGGCGCUCUGCUGGUGCCCGUGGCUGGGGCCCAGGACGGGCCCUGGGAUGACGCCCCCCACACACACCUCGGGCAGCUCUUGCAAGGCUGGGUGUUGAGGGUGAGCCUCCCUUAACCGGUUGCCCCUGCGCCAGGACCCACGGCUGCAGGCCACUUGGCUGCAAGGACGAAGCUUGGCGGAGGCCUGGCUGGGAGAGCUGGGCCAGGGGAGCAGGGCCGCAGGAGCCGCGGGACCUGGAUGUCUGUUGGCCCUCGAGGGUCUGAAACCAGCCGCUGCCGUCCUGGCUGUGCCAGUGGUCCUCCUCGAGUCUGUGUCAAGAAGGUGACGAUCCCGCCGCCUCCCCCCAGCUUGCAGGAAGGGGACCCACCCUCAUGACCUCCUCUGAGUGGCACGGGGGUAUCAGGCAGCCCCCUGCUCCCUCUGGCCCUCAUUAUCUGCUCUGGAGGGGUUGAGAAUUGUCGAGGCCUUGUAAGGAAGAAUAAUAAGAAAUGAGAAAUUAGUGGACGAGUAUAAUGCAGUGUGUCCGGUGGUGGCAGAUUUCAGCGGAGACCCCAGAUUUCCGAUGCAGAUGCCCGCAGUUCCCUUGGCCUUGGCCCUGGCCCUGGCCCUGAGCCUCCUCCCCCACACUUCGCCAGGAGGGGACGGGAUUGUGCGGCGGGGGCUCGGGUGCCCUUGUGGUGCUCACAGGCUUGUUUGUGCUGGGGGCACGGGGUUCUCACUGGGAGUCUCUAAGGUCGCUGACACAGGCUGGAUGGUGUCACCUGAAUGUCUAAAUUACUUUCUAGAGCUUUUUCAGAAACCACGGUGGGGGGCGGGAGGGGGAGGUUGCAUUCAUGUCACAGGGUCGGGGCACCUGCUGCACCCUGCUCCGGACCAGCCAGCCGGGGAAUGGCGGGCGGGGGGACCCAGGGCUGCCCGUGGUCGUGAGGUCCGGGAGCCACGUUCACCGCCUGGGAGGUUCGGUCUGUAGCGCUCCGCUAAACCUGACGAGGGGAUGGUUUUCUGUGGAAUCCUAACGGCGUGGGCCAGAGGCUUCUCUGCGUGCUCACCGUAGCGGCCGGGCCGGAGGGCGAGGGGGCCGGAGAGGCGGCCACACGACGGCCGUAGUGCAGGUAGGGUGUCCAGCCCCGGCCGCCCUCCACCACUGCCUGUCCGUAUGCGGCUGACCAGAAGCACUUGAGCUCAGCAUGUUUUUAAAAGGGUGGGGUGAGUUGGCCCGGGGGCUCAUGGUAUGUGGUGACCAGGUGCUAAGUGACCAAAUACGUGUCACCUGCUUUUCCACACAGACCUCCUUUUCUGUCUGGCGAUGCCCACUCCUGAAUUUUGUGUUCAAAUGACAUUUUUGAAUGGGUAUUUUCAUGUAAAUUUGUGGCAUGUGGAAAGUUUCAAAUAAAGUGGACUUGAUUUAGAAAA